This is a messenger RNA of Colletotrichum graminicola M1.001, 1212 nucleotides long. RefSeq names its product triose-phosphate transporter. The transcript is spliced from 5 exons. The coding region runs from base 1 to 1212 and encodes 403 amino acids. Gene Ontology annotation, molecular function: antiporter activity. The record is from RefSeq and is a predicted model, not a curated record. NCBI's taxonomy places the organism in Eukaryota, Fungi, Ascomycota, Sordariomycetes, Glomerellales, Glomerellaceae. Gene Ontology annotation, cellular component: Golgi apparatus; endosome; trans-Golgi network.
AUGGGUGCCGACGAGAAGACGCGUGUCUCGGGCGAGGUCCCCCGCGGCGAGAACGGUUCUAUCCUGCCCACCACGAACCCGGACGCCGAGAAGAGCCAGCCUGCCAAGUCCCAGAUUCAUCCUGCACUCUACGUCAUUGUCUGGAUCUCCCUGUCCUCCUCGGUCAUUCUGUUCAACAAAUGGAUCCUCGACACCCUCAACUUCCGCUACCCGGUCAUUUUGACGACCUAUCACUUGACCUUUGCUACCAUCAUGACCCAGAUCCUCGCUCGCUGGACCCACGUUCUCGACGGACGCAAGUCGGUCAAAAUGACUGGCCGCGUAUACGUACGGGCCAUUGUUCCUAUCGGCAUUUUCUUCAGCUUGAGUUUGAUCUGCGGCAACCUCACCUAUCUGUACCUGUCCGUUGCCUUCAUCCAGAUGCUCAAGGCCACCACCCCGGUCGCUGUUCUCCUGUCAGGGUGGGCUCUGGGCGUCUCCCAGCCCAACCUCAAGGUCUUCCUGAACGUCUCUGUCAUCGUUGUUGGUGUCAUCAUUGCGUCGAUUGGCGAGAUCAAGUUCGUCUGGAUCGGUGUCAUCUACCAGAUUGGCGGUGUCAUUUUUGAAGCCCUGCGUCUCACCAUGGUCCAGCGCCUGCUCAGCUCUGCCGACUACAAGAUGGACCCCCUCGUCUCAGUCUACUACUUCGCCCCCAUUUGCGCUGUCAUGAAUCUGGCUGUCGCUUUGAUCUGGGAAAUUCCCAAGGUUACCAUGGAUCAGGUGUACAACGUCGGCUUGUUCACAUUCUUCCUAAACGGCCUUUGCGCCUUCCUGCUCAACGUUUCCGUUGUCUUCCUGAUUGGCAAGACCUCUUCGCUUGUCCUGACCCUUUGCGGUGUUCUCAAGGACGUCAUGUUGGUCGUCGCCUCCAUGAUGAUUUGGGGCACCCAGGUGUCUGGUCUUCAGUUCUUUGGCUACAGCAUCGCCCUCGGCGGUAUGGUCUACUACAAGCUCGGCUUCGAGCAGAUUAAGGGCUACAUGGGUGAGGCUGGCCGCCAAUGGGCUGACUUUGGCCAGCGCAAGCCCAUCCUCCGUAAGCUCAGCAUCAUCGUGCUCUCGGCGUUCGUCCUCUUUGCCAUGCUUGGUGGUCUGGCGCCGACGUACGCUCCCGAGUAUGACCCUCACAACCUCAUCAAUGAGGUCAACAGCCGCUUUGGCAGCAGCAGGGCAUAG